AGUAAAAGACAGGAAAAAAUAACAACAACAAAAAAAGAAAAGUUAUCUUAACCUUCACCUAGUGGCAAUAAAGCAAAGCUCUGAAGUUCGGUAUUGACAGUCUCAGUUGUCAGUCCCCGAAUCCAAGCCUGCACACGAACCGCAUCAGAUCCCGAAACUAAGCCCGUUUCUCAGCAAAUCACAUCAGUAUCAAAACUAAAUGAACUCCAUCUCAUUUUAAACAUCACUCUCACGUAUUGAACAUCUCCUCUGUUUCUUUAGAAACAUCUUCUAACAUCAUGUUAGAUGCUGUUUUUUUUUUUUAAAUCAGGAAUGCAUUGAAGCCAGUAUUCAGUCUCUAACUAAAUGAGUUUUCUUUUGCGGGCAAACUUUACUGCUUUAACCACAAACGUAACAAAGUCUACUUGGAGGAACGUGCUUGGAAUAACGUCGGAAGAUGCCGGUAUUUAAAAUGGUUUUAAAUCACGCUGCUGGUGCUCACAACACUGAAAUGAGUAGUGUUAUGUUUCGUGGAGAAGACUGAACCUUAAAUCGUCUCCGUUAAAGCUGAUAGGAGCAAGAGAGAAGAACAAUGGAGCACGCGCGGCACGUGAAGAUAACGCCUACAGAAAGACAAGCAUCGUUAAAACGGGAUUUUCUGCAUAGCAACUUAAAAACCUGAUCCCGCCUUGAAGAAGAACGUGGAACUCCCAGUGAAAAACUAGUUAGAAGAGUAACACCCAUGUCUUGAAAAAAGAAACCGUUUUGUGUGACGGACUUGUUCAGAGAUUUUGAGCUGUAUAUCAAAGGAACUUCUCAAGUACUGACUCUUUAAAGUGCUGCUCAUGGCGAUCAACGAUUCAUUAGAGGUUAUAGUUUUGGUAGAAGAAAACGUGACAUUUCCUCAUCCCCUAUAUGAUGUAAAUAUUACAGAUGGCCGUGCAGCCGAUGAUGUUCUUCUUCUGAUCGUAAAGGGAACUCUUUUAGCCCUGUUCAUCCUGUUGACCGUGUGUGGUAACAUGCUGGUGCUGAUGGCCGUCUUCAUCUUUUCCCAUUUACGCACUGCUACCAACUACUUUAUAGUUAACCUGGCCUUAGCGGACCUCUUGCUAGGACUAACCGUCCUUCCAUUUUCGGCAUCCCUGGAGCUUCUGAAGCAGUGGCAUUUUGGGGAAGAGUUUUGCACAGUGUGGGCUGCCACGGACGUUCUGUGUUGUACGGCAUCUAUUGUUAGUCUGUGUGUUAUCAGUACAGAGCGUUAUAUCGGUGUUACUCAGCCACUUACCUACUCCAGCAUCGUGACGAGGAGAAGAGCCAUUGUUGCCUGCUUCGCUGUGUGGGCCUUGUCCUUGUCUAUCUCUGUAGGACCUCUAUUAGGAUGGCGAGAGCCCCCUCCGUCAGAUCCCGUAAUUUGCGAAGUCAAUAAAGACAAAGAUUACGUGCUUUUCUCAGUGGUAUUUUCCUUCUAUAUUCCACUUACUAUCAUUCUUAUCCUCUACUUCAAAAUCUACAAGGCUGCAGCGAAACAAACCAAGUUUUUAGAAACCGGAGUGCGGCGGGUCCGUUCAUCUGGAAACAACAGCUCAGAAGAAAUUACACUCAGAGUGCACACGGGCACCCAGUACGCUGCGACGUCGUUACAAUCCAGAAGGCUGACAGACGACUACGGAGACUGUAUCUCUCAACGCCAUUUGGUCGGAGGUCAUCAAGGACGUCUGGGAAAAUUCAGACGACAGAAAAAAGCAGCCAAGACGUUGGGAAUCGUCGUAGGUGUCUUCAUUUUGUGUUGGUUCCCUUUUUUCUUCCUGCUACCUUUGAGCGCCCUCUGUGAACAGUGCCAAGUUCCCAAGCUUCUCUUCGACACUGUCUUCUGGAUCGGGUAUUUUAACAGCUGUUUAAACCCGAUUAUUUAUGCGCGAUCAAGCCGAGAUUUCCAGCGGGCCUUCGGGGACAUCCUGCAGUGCCGGUGGACUCGGCAAACUCGGAGUGAUGACAGGAGGUAUACUAAGAAUACGGUUAUUCUGACUUUAAGAACCAGUCGUCCUGCGGAGAACGGCAGGAAUUCGGACUCUGAUCCUCCUGUUACUCAUAGUACCAGUAGGCCUAGUUCCAGGAAGACUUCCGAGAGUCUGUCUUGAACGCGGUCAAAAACUGUUACCAAUAUUUCGCUUGGAGCAGUAGUAAUAAACUCCUUAAUAUCAUUCUUAAUUCUCAGUCAAACGUUGAAUAAAAUUGUUUCCGAUUUUAGUUUCAAUAUGCGACAGUAAGAACAACAACAACAACAAAAAAACAACGUUUCGAAACUACGUUCCAAAAGUUUUAACCAAACUUCUGUUCCAAACUCUCGUUAAAUGUUCCAUCUCGGGAAAUAUUUGCCAACGUUUCUUCUGAAAGACAACCUUUAACGAAAUUCACAGAACGUUCAAUUAAUUAUAUCCUGGUGAUUAAAUACGCCGUUUUAUGGCGAACAAGAACAGGUUGUAUUUUAGGCUUAGAGACGAAGCCUUGUAGUGUAUGAACGCAGACGUUGGUGACAGUUGUUGCUUGUUUUUAUUUUAGAUCUACGAAGAAACUUGAUUAAAUCAACAUAAUUUAAACCACUCACAGAAAAUUUAUGUUAAGGCUUAGAGUUUUUAGGGUUUGCUCUGAAUCAAUUUGUCUUUUAUUACAAGUACAGUUAAUUGUAAGUUAGGAGAUGCACUAAACACAAAGACAAAUUCAUAAAAUCACCACUAGGGUGUGCAUGUGAACGUAGUAUGCUCAGUUGGUGUGAUACUGUUGAUAAUUAUAUCACAAGGUCGUCAAUGUCACAGUUGGUAAUGAUAUCACUAGGUCGUCAAUCUCACAGUUGAUAAUGAUAUCACUCGGUCGUCAAUCUCACAGUUGGUAAUGAUAUCACUAGGUCGUCAAUCUCACAGUUGGUGUGAUACAGUUGGUAAUGAUAUCACUAGGUCGUCAAUCUCACAGUUGGUAACGAUAUCACAAGGUCGUCAAUCUAAUAGUUGAUAAUGAUAUCACUAGGUCGUCAAUCUCACAAUUGGUGUGAUAUAGUUGAUAAUGAUAUCACUAGGUCGUCAAUCUCACAGUUGAUAAUGAUAUCACUAGGUCGUCAAUCUCACAGUUGAUAAUGAUAUCACUAGGUCGUCAAUCUCACAGUUGAUAAUGAUAUCACUCGGUCGUCAAUCUCACAGUUGGUAAUGAUAUCACUAGGUCGUCAAUCUCACAGUUGAUGUGAUAUAGUUGAUAAUGAUAUCACUAGGUCGUCAAUCUCACAGUUGGUAACGAUAUCACAAGGUCGUAAAUCUCACAGUUGGUAAUGAUAUCACUAGGUCGUCAAUCUCACAAUUGGUGUGAUAGAGUUGAUAAUGAUAUCACUAGGUCGUCAAUCUCACAGUUGGUAAUCAUAUCACAAGGUCGUCAAUCUCACAGUUGGUUAGUAAUGAUAUCACUAGGUCGUCAAUCUCACAGUUGGUAAUGAUAUCACUAGGUCGUCAAUCUCACAGUUGGUAAUGAUAUCACUAGGUCGUCAAUUUCACAGUUGGUAAUGAUAUCACAAGGUCGUCAAUCUAAUAGUUGGUAAUGAUAUCACAAGGUCGUCAAUCUCACAAUUGGUGUGAUAGAGUUGAUAAUGAUAUCACUAGGUCGUCAAUCUCACAGUUGGUCAUGUUAAAACUGUUGACGAUACCGUUAGUUGCUAUGGUAAACUUGGUAAAUCUACCUUUAAGAGUUUCGUGUGUAACAGAUGAAGUAAACUGAAUCCUUCAGUGGAAUACGACGAUUACUCAAAUUAGAUAUUUGAAGAAGUUUUAAAAACCUUUGAAUUUUGCUUAGACUUUUAUUUCGGUAGACAAUUUCCUGUUUUAAAGCUAGUUUUACAUGUAAUACGUAAAGUGACGUCAGCAAACUGCUUCCCCAGGACAGUCUAACCCUUCCCACGAAUACUGGCCGAAGUUCAGCCAGAUUAGAAUAAAACAUAUAUUAUUAGCCUGUAUAUGUUCUCUUUAGUUGCAGAGUACAGGUUAAUAAACUAGAUGCUUCCAGCAUUCUUUACGUAAAAUGUUUAAAUAUAUCGAGGUUAUUGUUAUCUUUGCAGACGUUUCAAGAACUUUAAUUUAUCAUUUGUGAACCGAAUGUGACUUGUAUGCUAAUUCUAUAGAUUUUCUGUCUCGUGCUGCUUUUUAAUAAA
This is a messenger RNA of Limulus polyphemus (Atlantic horseshoe crab), 4165 nucleotides long. RefSeq names its product alpha-1A adrenergic receptor-like. The record is from RefSeq and is a predicted model, not a curated record. The coding region runs from base 825 to 2117 and encodes 430 amino acids. NCBI's taxonomy places the organism in Eukaryota, Metazoa, Arthropoda, Merostomata, Xiphosura, Limulidae. Gene Ontology annotation, cellular component: membrane. Gene Ontology annotation, biological process: adenylate cyclase-activating adrenergic receptor signaling pathway; phospholipase C-activating G protein-coupled receptor signaling pathway; positive regulation of cytosolic calcium ion concentration. The transcript has 4 exons. Gene Ontology annotation, molecular function: alpha1-adrenergic receptor activity.